Pezoporus flaviventris is the source of this 963-nucleotide messenger RNA. It is a transcript of the gene XRRA1, whose product is annotated as X-ray radiation resistance associated 1. The record is from RefSeq and is a predicted model, not a curated record. Bases 1 to 963 code for a protein of 320 amino acids. Gene Ontology annotation, cellular component: nucleus. The transcript is spliced from 6 exons. Lineage: Eukaryota; Metazoa; Chordata; Aves; Psittaciformes; Psittacidae.
AUGGGGACCUGCCCGGUCCGCGCUCUCUGGGCCUGGCCAUCCGGCCUGGUCUCACACACGAGGAAGCCCCUGUCAGGCCGUGAGCAGCCCGAACAGACCGUGCCCCCUUCCCCGCCCCACGCCGCCAUCGCUCCGCUGCGCCUCGGGAUCCAGAGGAACGCGCAGGCUCUGCACCAGGUCCUGAACCACCCCCUGGGUUACCGGGAUGCCGGAGCACAGCUGGAUUGUGUGCAGAAGCCCUGCGUGCCUCGGAAGAAGCACGGGGGGAUGCUCGGCCCUCCGGCCUGGAAAACAAAAGCCGAGAUCCUGGAAGGAAUCCUGCUGGCCAUGAGGAACACCGGGACCUUCACUGAGGUGCCCUUGGCCACCGAUUUGCAGGGGAGGAAAUCCAAGGCCAGGGAAUACCGGGAGGUGCUGAGGCUGAUGGAGGAAUUCCAGGAGGUGUUUGGGAUCCCUCUCCUUGUCCAGGAGGUGCCCAAGCCAUCGGAUGAGGCACAGAUGCCAAAAGCCCUUCCCGCACAGGCUGCAUCCAACCAGCUACAGCCAGCAAGGAGGGUGCCCAAGGUUCAGUGGAGCCAGUGCAGGCAGGGCUUGAAUAAAGCUUCCCACACCUUGGGCCUCUGGGGUAAAUCCCUUCUUUUCCAUCGUAUUUGGAGCCAGUUUUCCCUUCCUGAGGCUGGAAAACCCAACGUGGUGCCAGGAUUCACCCCAGCUUUUCACCUCGGAAAACACGGAUACAGCCCCAACAAUGCUAAUACAGCACAUGGAAACCACAUCUGCUCAGGGCUGUGCUCUGCAGUACCUGGAAAACCAGAGGAGGUCCAAGGCUCCAAUCACUUAAAUUCCUUCCAGUUCACAGCUGGAUACAGGAGCAGGAUUCGGUUUGGGUCUCAAGUGCCUGCUUCAACCAGCACCUACGGAAGCUGUGGCAUGUUAGAGGGCAUGGAAAGCCAUCACCCAUGA